Dendrobium catenatum is the source of this 4400-nucleotide messenger RNA. RefSeq lists its product as uncharacterized. NCBI's taxonomy places the organism in Eukaryota, Viridiplantae, Streptophyta, Magnoliopsida, Asparagales, Orchidaceae. Bases 2323 to 3216 code for a protein of 297 amino acids. The record is from RefSeq and is a predicted model, not a curated record. The transcript has 2 exons.
CAGGAGUUUAAAAGUAGAAAAAGCGUUGUAAGAAAACAUUACAUAAUGAAACAAAUUGCAGGAAAAUUCAGCUAAGCACAUAACUGCUCUCGCAAACUGAAGCAAUCAAAGAGAUUAAGAGCUAGCAAUAAAGAGGCAAUAAAAUAGUAUCGUAACAAACCUUAAAUAUGAUAAAACUAGACUCUUCGUCAUAACUCCGAGAAUUGUAAGAAAGCAUUACUUAAUGAAACAAACUGCAGAAAAAUGCAGCUAAACGCAUACUCUGCUAAAGAGCUAGCAAUAAAUAUUUAACAUAAUAGUAUCCGGACAAACCUUAAAUAAGAUAAAAGUAGACUCUGCAUCAUAAAGCAUUAUUUAUAAUGGUAAGUUAAAUGAAAACCAACAAUUCAAUCAAUUCCCAUGUGUUAUCCUCUAGAGGCAAAUAAUAUUUAACCUAAAAGGCUAAGCUCACAAGUCGUAGCCCUGAUAUUAUUACUUCUAUACAAAGCUCUCAAACACAAGACAACUUGGCUUAGCAAAAGCCAAAACAAAACACCAGUGAUAAUACAAACACAACAUAUGCCCAAAGAUACCUUGUGCUAGAAUAUAGAUGGGGAUCACUAUGAAUUAUGAAGCAGUUUGCUCUGGUUCCACAUUAAGCACCAGUAGCCAUUUUACCUAAUGCUCAAGCAAAAAAUUUGACGGCUGAGAACUGCAAUUAUAUAGCUGGAAAAAUGUUUCAGAAUUCAAAGUGCAGAGUAUUUAGAAGAAUUGUUUUGGUGUUUCUUGACCAAAAUAUAUGCUCUGCAAACGGUACAUUCAAACGUGAUUAAAGUGGCAUAAAACAGUCACCAUAUCAUAUAAAUAGGAUUCAAGAUGCAUCACAAAAAUUAAAAUCAUGUCACCCGUUUCAAGAAGCUGAUUUACUGAUGCACCAAGAGCAUCCAAAUUAUCAAGAACUGUUGUGCCGGGUCAAUUGAACGCAAUGAUAAUGACGGAUAGCAGGCAGAAUACCACGUGUCUAGUUUAUACACAUAUAUACAUGCAUAAUGUAUGUGUAUAGAUAUUUAUAUAUAGCAUACAAAAAAAAAAGCAAAAAUAGAACCAAAAAAGAAAAAAUCAACAAAACAAAAUGAGAUUAAAAAAUAAAAUUUUUCAAAAAAAAGGGAGAGAGAAAGUUGUGUCAUUGCCUCACAAAACUCAUAGUCCAUCAAUUUUGUCAUCAUUGUCACGCAAAGGUGCAAAGAAAAAAUUCACCAUGAUAUUUAAGUACUUACACAUGACUUUUUUGACAUGGCAGGAAGAUUUUGCUAUUCCAUGUAUUUCUUAUGUAGGUGGCCACAUAUGCAAACCUUUAUCUACACGGUAAAAUGAAGACAUACAUACUUUUCUUGGCAUAGUGGGAAACAUUACUUGGGAUGCUUAAAAGAAAUUAACAAUAAAUAAAGAGUAAACCCUUAAAAUAGGCACCCGACUAUUAAUAAAUGCCCACUUUAGUCCCAUAGUUUCACAUUGCCCCAAUUAAGUUCCUCAACAAUUAAAAAAAGUCUAAUUUUGUCCCCAGAUUUAAUUUUUCUUUUAAAUUAACAGAAUAGGCCGCUAAGAAUUACUUCUUUUGUGGGUAUUUUAGGAAAAAGACUACUUUUUUAUUAUCCAAUGCUUCGCCUUCCUACUAUAAUUCCCUAGAGACAGAAUGGUGUAACCGAGAUGACCUACUGCUGUGAGCAAGACGACAUGGUGAGGCAGACAUAGACUGCGAGCGUGAAGAUGGGCUAUCGAUCCAGUAUAAUUCUACAUGAGACGGAACACUAUGUUGCUACGAGUGAGACAAUGCACUUUGACAUCCAAAGACCACGAGCGUGACGACAAGCUAUCGAUUCUGCAUUAUCCUGUAGAGAGAUUCAGCAUAAUACUGUGGAGAAAAAACAUUGGGAGGAAACAUGCUGCUGUGAGCAACCAUAAAGCGCUUCGAUAUCCAGAGACAGAAACAUCAAGCAAUGUUGGACAUCCACAAGGAGACGAAGAAACAAUAAAUGUAAUAGUGGCCUUCACUAUGUUGCUUGGGAGGAGUUAUGUACACCAAGAGCUUUAGAUGGUAUGGGCUUGUAUUCGGCUGUUCAAAAAUCUGGCCCCCUCAGUCCUCAGAGCUAGAUUAGCUUGGAGGCUUUCUCAGAAUCCUUCUUCCUUACUUUACAAAUGCAUGGCUGCAAGGUAUGGUCCAACUAUUUGGAGUGACGGGUCCAAGAGUGGACAAUAGCUGCACGGUCUAUCCUUCUUGAUGGAGCUUCUUUCCUAAAACCAAUUGUUAAAUGGAAGAUUUUGAAUGGUAAAAGUAUUAAUGUCAUGAAUGAUAUUUGGUUGUUGGACAAAUGUUUUAACAAAUGGCCCAUGCUUACUGAUUGUAUUGGAUUAGAAGGCAUGCUGCUACAGAAUUUCCUCCUCAGAGACGGUAACUGGAAUCUGCUGGAGCUCAAUCGUUUUUUCAAUGGAAACAUGGUUAAUCUCAUUGUGCAGCAUAGUGUUAUUCACGAAGGGGAGGAAGAUCAAAUGGAGCUUCUAUAUCAAUUAUCUAGUAAAUCUAUUUCAGCCAUGGCAUAUGCUGAAAUUAUUAAAUCUCAUAACCACUAUGAUGAUUCCAAGUUUGCAAAUUGGUUACGAAAGUUAAAACUUAAACCAAAAGUUGAAUUAUUUUGGUGGAGGAUGAGUAGGUUUGCCAUUCCUACUAAUGAGUUUUUGAAAUUUAGAAGACUUUGUAACAGUGAUCUUUGUGCUAGAGGUUGUCUUGAAGUUGAAGAUUAUGCACAUGUUGUGGUUCAUUGCAAAUUCCUCAUUGAUAUCAUUAGUAUAUUGAGAUCUUGGGUUUCAACAUUCCACUUUUCAUCUUUGGCUGAUUGUCUUUUCCAGCUUAGACAUUUUUCUAAAGUGAGUUUGGAUACAGUCAAGAUCUAUUGUACAACUAUUUUCUGUUCUUGGAAUUGCCGGAAAGAUGUCAAACACGCCAAUUCUAUUUUACCCAUUUCAAUGACUGCUGCAAACAUCUUAUUCACUGCUACAAAUAAUUAUCCAAUGCUAGUUAACUGGGAUGCCUCUCUCCUUAAAGAGUCUGAAGCUUCAUGGCACCCCCUACCACCGGAUUGGAUAAAAAUUAAUGUAGAUGCUUCCUUACUGGAUUCUCACACAGCUAGCAUUGGCGGUAGUCAGAGAUUCCAAGGGAAGAUUGCUCCUAGCCUUCGGUAAGCAGAAACUUCAUUGGGACAUUAACCAACUUGAGUUGGAUGCUAUUUUUACAUUGAAAGAUUUCAUUAAAGAUUGGAUGUUUGAAAGCAAAGUUUUAAUAAUUGAGGGAGAUAACUACAAUGCCAUCAAGUUUCUUCACGAUUCUAUAACGAGUUCUCCGGCUAAGAAGUAGAUUUCCGAGAAAAUUUCAUUACUCUAUGACUUUAAUAAGGUAAUCUUCCACCAUACCUCUAGGAAUUGUAACAUAGCUUUGGAAAAAUGAUUUUUGUUUUGAUUCUUUUACUACUUCUGAUAUUUCUUCUUCUUUGUUCAACAUUUUGAAGAAGGAAUAUGAGAUUUGCAAUGUUUGAUUAGAUUGUAAUAGUCUCUCUUUUCUAAUUUCCUUAAUGCAAUUUUGCAAUUUUCAAAAAAAAAAAGUGGGAGCUUUUGUGUUUGUUUGAUCAAGGGCUUUCUUGUCUUUUGUCUUUUCAUGUUUUUGGUGCCUAUAUAUAUAGUCCAUUGUUCUCGUGUAUGAAUGAUGAACAUUUGAUAUAAAUUUCUAGUUAUAUGCUUCCUCUUUUCUUGGUGAGUUGAAAUUGUGUGUGAAGUCCUUUGGAGAAAGACAAAGAAAUACCUAACAGCAUGUGAGCUCUUGGUUGAUAUCAUCUUGCCUUUCUAUUUCUUUCUUCUCCUUCCCUAACCACCCAAAUAACCUCCCAUAGCUGCAGCAAUUUGCUGCCCUCAAUCAGCGCCACCCCCCUUCCCUUCCUCUCCAACCACCUCCACCAUCUCUCCAACACCCUUGCCCCUUGGGCUUCCCAAAUCUGCAUUUAAUUCACAUUAAUUGAUCAUUUAUCUCAAUUAAUUGUGACCUUUGGAGAUCCACAUCUACUUUAAUUUUCUCCUUUUCCUAAGCUAUCUUUUUCCUUUCCCAAGCCAACUAUUUCCCUUCCCAAGCAAGCCACAUCAGUCCACUCCCUUUCCCAAGAUAACUUUUCCCUUUCCACAACAAAUUACUUCACUUCCGAAACAAGCCACAUCAGCCCUCUCUCUUUCCCAAGCUAACUUUUCCCUUUCCCAAGCCAACUACUUUCCAUCAAAAGCAAGCCACAUCAACCCUCUCUCUUUCCAAGGCAACCAAUUCAACCUCUUCAGCUCCUAAGCUGAUUUCUCCACUUCUAAAUCAUCAUAUAGCUGAAACUUUC